CAUAACGCGAAGAGGAAUUUUAGGAAUACUGGUAGGCAGUAAAACGAUAAUGAAGUUGAAGCUGUCAACAUCCUGAAAAUUCCUGCUUGAUCAGGUAUCUCUGCGCCAAAGAGUUUUAAAGAUGAAAUCUGCAUUGUGCAGAAACAGACAUUUUGUCCUCGCUGCUCUGAGCAUGGUCAUGGUUCGUGUUUCCUAUUGUAAGCUCACAAAAUUAAGCAUUCCAGCCAUUGCUGUUUACUUUGGGACCAAAGGGCGAUAUGAGGAAGUGAACCCACAUUUAAUAGACGAUAUUUUAUUUGUGAAUAAGUCAGUGGUGAGCCCUCCAGCCCCUGACUGCCAGGCAGUGCACUUAGUGGCAGUGAUCAGACACGGUACGCGCUUCCCUACCAGCAAAAACAUCAGAAAGAUCCACCGCAUGUAUGAUGUAGUGAUGAAUGAGGCGUCCGGCAAUGAGCAGUGGCUCAGAGACAUCAAAAGCAAAUGGAGCAUGUGGUACACUGAGGACAUGGACGGGAAAUUAGUAGAGAAAGGGAAAGAUGACUUGAGACAUCUGGCUGUGAGGUUAAGCAAGUCGUUUCCGACCCUGAUUUCUGAAGAGAACCUCCGAGGAGAGCGCAUCGAGUUCAUAACCAGUUCCAAACACAGAUGUGUGGACAGCAUCCAGGCUUUCCAGGACGGGCUCUUCAAGCACUGGAAUGUGGAAGAUGUGGGUUUCAGACACAACGUGAAUGAUUCACUUAUGCGCUUCUUCGAUCAGUGUAAAAGAUUUGUCGAAGAGGUUGAAAAUAACAAGACCGCCCUGAAGGAGGUUGCACUUUUCAAGUCAUCUCAGGAGAUGGAUGAAGUCUGCAGGCGGAUGGCCCAUCGCUUACAGAUCCCACACAGUCAGAUAACACCAGAUUUGGUUGAAGCUGCUUUCUUUUUGUGCUCAUAUGAGUUUGCAAUCAAGUCUAAGAAUUCUCCAUGGUGUAACCUUCUGGAUGAAGUGGAUGCUAGGGUGCUCGAAUACAAAAAUGAUCUCAAACAGUACUGGAAAAGGGGCUAUGGUCACGAGAUCAACCGCAAAUCGUGCUGUAUCCUCUUUCAUGACAUCUUCAGGAGACUCGACCAAGCAUCCUAUGACUACAGGUUUGGAGAGGCAACUAAGGCAGUUACCAUCCAGGUGGGCCAUGGUGAGACUCUGCUGCCUCUGCUGUCUCUAAUGGGUUUCUUCAGAGAUGAAACGCCACUAACGGCGAAGAACUUCCCUCAGCAGCAAAGCCGGAAGUUCCGCAGCAGUCGAAUUGUGCCCUAUGCCGCAAACCUGCUCUUUGUCCUGUAUGAGUGCACAGAUGGACUGAGGCUCCAGGUUUUCCUCAAUGAGAAACCAGUGACUUUUCCUAACAUAAGUGAUCCAGCUCCUCUGUAUCACACAGUCAGGAAACACUACUCUGACCUUCUGGGUGGCUGUGGUUUUAAGAAAGAAUGCGAAUUACCUAAAGAUAAAUUUAAGAACACUGAGCUGUGAUGUAGUAAGAGUUGGGCUGAGGGUGAGAGUAAAGAAGACAUGUGGCAGUAUAAUGCUGCAUUAUUUUUUAUUGUUUAAAUCAGGGUGAAAUUGCUGACCAAAUGUGUGUGCGUUUUGUUUUGUUUUGUUUUUUCAACCAAAUAUAUGUUUUAUUUAUGGUUUAGGGUUUUUUUCUUUCUUUAUUGGAAAAUAAGUAAGAUUGUAAGUAAUUGUAAGAUUCUUUUUACAGAAGCCAAAUUUGAUUACAAACUUUAAUUGUAAAAUGCCAAAUAAAUUUAACUGGGAAUAAGAUCUUAUUUAAAUAAAAAAAGCCAUAUUUUUACCGAA
Silurus meridionalis is the source of this 1834-nucleotide messenger RNA. RefSeq names its product multiple inositol-polyphosphate phosphatase 1b (gene minpp1b). Bases 122 to 1507 code for a protein of 461 amino acids. Gene Ontology annotation, molecular function: inositol phosphate phosphatase activity; acid phosphatase activity. The transcript is spliced from 5 exons. The record is from RefSeq and is a predicted model, not a curated record. Lineage: Eukaryota; Metazoa; Chordata; Actinopteri; Siluriformes; Siluridae.